AUGCCGAUCGAGGGUCGGGGUCCCCUCCGCCCGCCAUCGACAUCCUCGGCCAACCACCACGGCUCCUCUGGCGGCCCCCAGCUGAUCAAAGAGUACCGCAGCCUCUCGCGCUUCGCCAACUCCUCAGACGCCCUCGCCCUUCUACAGUCAAUCGGCCGCACCGUGACGCCCUUGAUGGCCAAGUACGGCUGGCUUGUGCCCCUGCUCAGCGAGUUCCUCCCCUCUAACCCCAACCUGCUCGGCAUCAAUGUCAAUCGCGGAGCCCGCAUCAGCCUACGGCUGCGUUGGGACACCAGCAAGGACGAGCUCAUCGACGAGGAGCAGGUCACCCUCGUCAUGCUCCACGAACUCGUCCAUAACGUCCACGGUCCGCACGACGAGCGCUUCUACGCUCUGCUCGACAAGAUCACUGAAGAGUACUACGAGGCCAAGAGAAAGGGCAAAUGGGAGGUCGAAGGCUUCCUCAGCAACGGCAGAAAGCUCGGCGCCGCACCCAGCAGCAGGCUCCCGUCCCUCAUUCCUGGUCGCCCGAGUGGCGGAAGGAUAUCUGCGGGUGCGCAGAAGCUCGGCGGCGGUCCAUCGGCUGGUGGCCGCAUCGUCGAGUCGGUCGAGGCGCGCAGGAAGCGUGCGGCGGAGGCUGCAGAGCGAAGGCGCAGGGAUGCGGCGGCCUGUCCGGACUCGCAAGCCGAGAUCGACAAAGUCACAAGGGAAACGGAAAAACGAGAGCGAGGGCAAGGGGUCGACGUCAUUGUCAUCGACGACGAAGACGACGGCCAACAACAGGCAGGCUCGACGUCUCUUCCAAGAGCCGGCACCUGGGCCAAUGGCGACGUUCAGGAAGACAAGAACGAAGACGAAGAUAGUCAAGAGAUCGUGUUCACGGGCAAAAGAAACGCGCAGGACGGGUCUGACAAGCAUCCAAGCGUCAAGAUCGAGCUCGAUGACGUCCUGAAGACCGCACCUGAUCAGCCCUCGACAAGCGGUGCACCCAAGUGCCCCGCCGGCGUCUCCUCGGGCCAGCGGAAACCAAAAGCACAGCCAUCCGACGCCAGAGCAUCGCCGUCAGAGCCGAUUGUCAUCUCAUCUUCCGAAGACGAGGACCCACGUCGUGCACCGCCUGCAAAACGAGCACGGCCAGCCUCGCGAGCCCCUCCAUCCAAGGCGACGCGCGCUCCCGCCGUCAGCGAGCGCACCCCAAGCCGCUCGACACUGCAGACCCGCUCCGCUGCCGCACUCUCCCUGCACAACGCCCAGCUAUCGGCUCCUCGACAGUGGACCUGCCAGGUCUGCACGCUCAACAAUCCGACGACGGAGCUGGCCUGCCAAGCCUGCGGUAUCCCCCGACCCUCUGCGAGCAUCGCGGCGACUCCUGGCCAGAGCGCAGGUCAACGCCAUGAUUUGAUGCAGGAAGUCGGGAAUGCUGACACCGACACACCGGGAUGGACGUGCCACAGGUGCGGUUACAGGAUGAAGGACGGAGCAGCGGCAUUCUGGUCGUGCUCCGCGUGCGGCGAGAUCAAGAAGAGCAGCGGAGGCGGACAGGCGGGCUGGGGCGCCAUGCUCGGCGGCGGUGGCUACUAG
Messenger RNA from Pseudozyma flocculosa PF-1, 1581 nucleotides. RefSeq lists its product as uncharacterized. The transcript has a single exon. The record is from RefSeq and is a predicted model, not a curated record. Bases 1 to 1581 code for a protein of 526 amino acids. NCBI's taxonomy places the organism in Eukaryota, Fungi, Basidiomycota, Ustilaginomycetes, Ustilaginales, Ustilaginaceae.